CCUCCACCUGUGCGCCCACCUGGGCACGAGGGCAGGGCCAUGCCCAAAGCCCAGAGAAGGACUUUGCUUCCACCCAGGCUCUGCCAGUCCUUUGCAAACCUCAGAAUUGAAGCAUGUGCCUCAGGACCCUUCUCUCAGCUGCUCCACAGGCAAGCAGGGGCCCCGACAGAGGCAGGUCCGCCAGGUCAGGGGUCCUGCCCACAGCUGCGGCUCCUCCCCUCCGCAGCUGAACAGCCCUGCAGCCUCUUUCCGACGCCAGCUGGAAACACUACGGCAGAACAGCUCGCUUUGAAGGGCGCGGUUUAUUUUAAAUUCCUUACACCUUUACAUCACGUUUCAAACACCGCACAGAGCGGGACGGGGCCAGGGCAGCCGCCCUGGGGCAGCGGGACUCGCAGCUCACAGGAUCGUGGGGCGCCACCGGACCAGGAACGCGAAGAGAGCCCCGCAGUGCUUUCUUACGGGGGUGCGUCCCCGUGCCCACUGCGCACCCAAAAGGCAGGACGGGUCCUCCCCACCAUGCUGUCCCUCAGGCUACCGUUAGAGCCUCGAAUCCCAGACCACCCGUCACGCCACUGACUUCUCCACGGAGGGCUGCCGGACUCCCCGGUGUCCCCCGGGGUGGGGGCGGGGAGGAGGGCGCCUUUCCAAUAAACUCAGGACGCGCUGAUGUGUCCCCGGCCGAGCGAGCGCGGUUUCUGAGCAGCGCGUGUCGCAACGGCAACCCGGGGGCCCCGGCUCCGUCCAUGCCGGGGAGCGAGCGCUCACACGCCGAGCUGCGGCUGCACUUGCUCGGGGCUGCCCAGGGGUCCCCUCGUGCCCCCGCCCAGCUCUUCCCCCACGGUCUCCGGGCGGCCUGAGACAAGCCCGCGGGUCCGCCACCUGGGGGUGGGCCCAGAACCCGCCCCCGCCCCCCGGCCCAGCGCUCCAGGGCAGGGCUCCCGCCGACCGCACGUGCAGGGACGGAUGCGCUCGGGCACCGCCGGCCCCCGAGCUGGGUGCGGGGACAGACCCGCGGCGGCGGCCUCUAGGAGGCAGGGAGACCGGACGGCACGAGCGCCGCGCUGGGGCAGGCUCCGCCACGGUGCCGCGCGGGAGGCCCACGCGGAAGGGCCGCAGCCGGACUGCGGGGCCGGGAGCCCCGCAGACCCUCCUCGGCGCCGCGGGGCCGCGCGCACAGCGGGCUGCGGGGGUGGCCAGCGUGGCCAGCGCCCCCCGGGGACGGACCUGGAGAGCCGCCGCCCCGCCUGCCCCGACUCCGCCGCGGCUCACCUAGCUCUGGGCCGGGCCGUCCGGCCGCGACCGGGAGUCGAGCCCCGCAGCAGGGGGCGCCGGGCGGCGAGCUGGGCGCAGGCGCGGGCCGGCAAACGUGGAGGGCGUGAGGUCACGGCGCACGGGCGGUCGUGCGCCGGCGCAGUGGGACGUAAACACAGGCGCGCCGGGGCCCGCAAGGGCGGGCGCAGGCGCAGUGGGGCGAGGAGGGCGCGGCGCAGGCGCAUUGGCCGCGCUCGCGAUGGGCGUGGUGUUGACGGCGCCGCGAUGGCUGCUCGCGGGUGUCGGACCCGCGAAGCCCCGGGCCCCUCUCAGAGCCCGGCCUCCUGA
Messenger RNA from Lutra lutra (Eurasian river otter), 1602 nucleotides. RefSeq names its product translation initiation factor IF-2-like. The transcript has 2 exons. Lineage: Eukaryota; Metazoa; Chordata; Mammalia; Carnivora; Mustelidae. Bases 967 to 1602 code for a protein of 211 amino acids. The record is from RefSeq and is a predicted model, not a curated record.